Capsicum annuum is the source of this 495-nucleotide messenger RNA. RefSeq lists its product as uncharacterized. NCBI's taxonomy places the organism in Eukaryota, Viridiplantae, Streptophyta, Magnoliopsida, Solanales, Solanaceae. Gene Ontology annotation, cellular component: nucleus. The transcript has 3 exons. Bases 1 to 495 code for a protein of 164 amino acids. The record is from RefSeq and is a predicted model, not a curated record. Gene Ontology annotation, biological process: chromatin remodeling.
AUGCAGAUGGACUUGCUAACCAAGAUCUUGCUAUCUGGCAAGGUUAAAAAGGUGAAAGCUGUGGGAUCUCGGGAAAGAGUUUAUGCUGAUGCAGAAGAAGAGGCGAACUAUGUUAAUAAUCAGGAAGAAAUAAGUGUGUUCUCAGUAGUUGAUGGGUAUUAUGAGGAUGAACCGGAGGUGUCAAGAGAAGAGCAACUUGUUGCCAAGUCUUUAGCCGCAGUUCUGAUGAACUUCGAUCGUGAAGGCAUUAAAGAGUAUGAAGAAACUGUUUGUGCCCUGUCAGGCUUGGAUGAGGAAGAGAAAAUGAGGCUUUGGGAGUGUUUGGAUGAGAUGGUGAGGGUCAUCUCCAACAAUGAGAAUAUUUUCAUUAGAGGGGAUUUCAAUGGGCACAUAGGGUCUUUUUUGAGGGGUUAUAAUAAUGUGCAUGGUGGCUAUGGGUCCGGUAGAAGAAAUGAUGAUGGAGUGGAACUUUUGGAUUUUGCUCAGGCAUUUUGA